CGUCAGGCUACAUACACCAUGAUGAGAUUGAAUUGGAUGGAAAUGAAUUGGGUACAAAUACGUCCGUGAUGGAAUCUCGAUGAAUCUCUGUCACUCUUGAGACAAAUACCGUCACAUUCAUGGCUCUGGAUUAGAUGUUUGUUUCGUUCCAACAAUCAUGGUAGAACUUACCCCUCCCAGCUCAUACCACGAUGUCGAAUAUGACUUCGACCGGCAUCCUCCCGUCAAGAUCGGCAUCGGGGACGUCCUCUCUCUGCUGAAGACGGUUCUGACUCUCAGGGUCCUCCGGACUACGAGAUCCAUCCUCCAUAUUAGAAAACUCAAUGACGGCUCUGAUCCGGUUAAACCCUCCUCGAUUCAUCAAGCCAUUGACCGCAGGGAACAGCGGAUUGUCGAGAUUAUCUUGUCGAUGACCAGAGAUGAGUUCGAGGAUGAAGCUGCCCAAUCUCCCUCUCGAUCUAGUCUGUCUACGGGUGCGGCGUUGAUAAAGACAAUCACUACUACAACCACCCAGGACGGUCUGUGUGGUGGCGACGAUGGCUUCCUUAUGCGAGUUUCAUCGACUUUUUCGACCCACUCCCUACCUACAGAAUCUACCCGUACUAGGGAGGUUACUCAACCGGUAACAAGCGAAGGUGCCAAAGCCGAUGGCAGUCAGGCCAGCCCUAAGGAGAGAAAAAGAGGAAGUGGCUUUUAUUCGUCCCUUCCGCCGCCAAUCAGCGAUUCAAUCUACUCAUCCACACUGCGAAGAAGCCUGUCCGUGAGCAAUGUUCAUUCUGUUUCGUCUGGGCCGCGACAGUGUAUGGUGGUUUCGGCUGCACAUUAUACGAGGAUGGUAUCGGAGAGACCACAAUUCAGCAUAGUGAGCCAGCCUUUAUCGAUCGACUCUCUAGUGACAAAUGAGUCACGAGUUGAACGCUCUACGCUGGAGAUUGAGGACGAACUCCGCCAGACACGAUCUGCAGAUAGUUUCCCAGGCGAAUUUCCAGUCAGCGAUGGAUUGGAGUUUAGUUCCCUCGCGACGGCAUCUCGCCACCUACGGAUCCCUUCUAUGAGGACUUCUGUACGGCCUUUUUCAGACUUGUAAGCUAUUACGUUCUUGGUUGGGUCAGUUGAAUGUAUUAUUACCUUCUUCAGGGUCAUGGAAUACCAACGGCGUUGUUAAGGAACCGGAAAGGCAACUGCAUCAAAGCAGAAUCUCAAAGACAUUCUUCUUC
Molecule: messenger RNA, 1217 nt
Organism: Aspergillus ochraceoroseus IBT 24754
Lineage: Eukaryota; Fungi; Ascomycota; Eurotiomycetes; Eurotiales; Aspergillaceae
Exons: 2
Coding region: 158-1087 (309 amino acids)
Source: RefSeq, a predicted model, not a curated record